Molecule: messenger RNA, 1000 nt
Organism: Salvia hispanica
Lineage: Eukaryota; Viridiplantae; Streptophyta; Magnoliopsida; Lamiales; Lamiaceae
Biological process (GO): translation
Cellular component (GO): cytosolic large ribosomal subunit; ribosome
Molecular function (GO): structural constituent of ribosome; 5S rRNA binding
Source: RefSeq, a predicted model, not a curated record
GGCCACAAUUAAGAGCCCAAACUAUUUGGAAAUGGAAUCAUCUUCUCUCUCCAAAAACCCCUGAUCCAAUCCGAUGCUGAUUCGCAGAGCAGCAGCGCUGAGCGCCGCCACAAUCCACCAUCUCCGGCGCUUCUCCACCGCCGCGCUCCUCCAGGAAAUUGACGCUCCUCCUAUCUUCACCUACCUGGAAGGAUUCCCCCGCCCCGACCCGAAAUACGACGAGACGAUCCACGCGAUCCCGCGCGACGCCUCCGGCAAGAGCAUCGCGGCCAAGGAGAGGAAGGCCGGCCGCGUUCCGAGCAUCGUAUUCGAGGCGGAGGAUGGCCAGCACGGCGGCAACAAGCGCAUCAUUUCAGUUCAGAGUAAUCAGGUUAAGAAGCUCGUGAAUCAUUUAGGGCAAUCCUUUUUCCUCUCCAGGCUCUUUGAUCUCGAGGUCCGCCCGGAGUUCGGUUCUUCUGAGGUCGUCGAGAAAGUACGGGUUCUGCCUCGUAAGAUCCAUCUUCAUCCGAGCACGGAUGCUGUGCUUAAUGUUACGUUCAUAAGAGCACCAUCAAGUGCAUGGUUGAAGGUUGAUGUUCCUCUAGUAUUUAGAGGAGAUGAUGUUUCCCCUGGGUUGAAAAAAGGAUCGUCUCUAAACAUUAUCAAGAGAACUGUUAAGUUUCUCUGUCCUGCAGAUAUAAUACCUCCUUUCAUAGACGUUGAUUUAAGUGAGCUCGAUGUAGGCCAGAAGAUCAUUUCUGGUAACCUUAACAUUCAUCCUGCUCUCAAGUUGCUAAGAUCGAAGGAUGAAGCUGUUGUCAAGAUAAUGGGCGCCAGGGUUUCUGACCAAAGGAAAUCCAAGUAGGUUAUGAGGUUCCAAAUUUUGUGUUGGUAGAAAAAUCUUUGAUUGGAGAGAAUCCAUUAAUUGUACAAGGCAACUCUGCUGAUUGAUCUUUCCAUUUUUGGGUUUUAGAAGAGUUGUUUUAGUUCAACUCUAUCUAGCAGCAAUGAUUAUCUAUCA